UCGCGGGCCGGCGGGGCGGGGGCGGGGCGAGCGCGGCCGCCGCUGCUGAGGGGGCUCGGCUGGGGCGGCCCCGCUCCGCGUCCGGGGGUCCCGCGCCUCGCCAUGGGGCCCGGCCCCUCUCCUCGCCCGAGCCCCGCGCCACGACCGUCUCGCGCGGCCUUGGCCGUGCUGCUCUGUGCCGCCCUAGCGCUGCCGCCGCCUGUCCGCGGCGCCGGCGAGCGGCGGCGCCUGGCGUGCUCCACCUGCCGGGGCAUCGUGGACAGGUUCAACCAGGGUUUAGCAGAUACAGCUAAAAAAAACUUUGGUGGUGGAAACACUGCUUGGGAAGAGAAGACGCUGUCAAAGUAUGAGUCCAGUGAAAUUCGUCUUGUUGAGAUCAUAGAGAAUCUGUGUGACAGUAGUAACUUCGAAUGUAACAACAUGGUAGAAGAACAUGAAGAACUUAUAGAGAAAUGGUGGUUCAAAUUGAAGAAGAAGUAUCCAGAUUUGUUUAAGUGGUUUUGCAUUGAAACUAUAGAAGUUUGCUGUCCUGCUGGAACUUAUGGACCAGAUUGCCUUGCUUGUCAUGGUGGAUCAGAGCGACCUUGCCAUGGAAACGGCCACUGUGACGGUGAUGGUACCCGAGGUGGAGAUGGCUCAUGUAGCUGUAAGAAGGAGUACACAGGACAAUUUUGUUUGGACUGUUCUAGUGGUUACUUCAGUUCCUUGAGAAAUGAGACACAUUCUGUUUGUACAGCCUGCCAUGCUGCCUGUAAGACUUGUACUGGUUCAAGUAACAAGGACUGCCAGGACUGUAAAGAAGGCUGGAUUAAAAAUGAAGGUGGAGCUUGUGUGGAUUUAGAUGAAUGUGCUGCUUCUCCUUGCAAAGAUCACCAGUAUUGUUUGAACACAGAUGGAUCUUUCUCAUGCAAAGCAUGUGAUGCCAGCUGUGUCGGUUGCACAGGAGAGGGUUCUGAAAAGUGUAAGACCUGUGCAUCUGGAUACAUGAAGGAAGAUGAGAAGUGUACAGAUAUAGAUGAAUGUAACCUUCCUGAAAAGGUCUGCACGAAAGAGAAUCAAGACUGUGUUAAUACAUCAGGUAGUUACAAGUGUGUAUGUUCAGAAGGGUUUGAAGAUAAGGAUGGAACCUGUGUUCAAACUGUAAAACCAGGAGGGGAAGUAGAGAGUGAAACAACUGAGUCUUCACAUACUGAACAUGUUGACUUAUGAUCUGCAUUCAGAACCAAAAGACAUUCCUAUCUACAGUUUUAAAUUAUUGGACUAAGCCUUUGCUAGCUGACAUACUGUGGAAGUGGUAUGAAAUACACAGGUUGCCAUUAAGACUUUGUUUUUACAAUGGUGACAACCUACUCUUUAAGCUGCAGUUCUUUUUUCUUAAAUCCCACUUUUUAUAUAAUUCUUCAAAAACAGCACUCUAGAUGGGUUACUAUAAAAUUUGAAUGAACGUAACACUGUACCCAGCAACUGUAAACAACUUGCAGGCUUCUCAUUCUAGUGCCUACUGAAAGCUAUUACCUUCUGGAAGAAUUUAGUUGCACUUCAUAAUUCAAGGAAAAUUUAGACUGAAGUUUGUUGUUUCUAAUCAUGAGAAAUAUUUCUGUAAUUGAAAUACAGUUUUUGGAAAUUGUCAAAGGAAAUCUCUCUGGGGGGGAGGGAAGCACUGUUCCCUUAAACAAAAUAGAAUGCCUAAUAUUGCAUUCAAUAAAGGUUUAUUUUGUUUGAA
Messenger RNA from Oenanthe melanoleuca, 1723 nucleotides. It is a transcript of the gene CRELD2, whose product is annotated as cysteine rich with EGF like domains 2. Gene Ontology annotation, molecular function: calcium ion binding. The record is from RefSeq and is a predicted model, not a curated record. The transcript has 10 exons. NCBI's taxonomy places the organism in Eukaryota, Metazoa, Chordata, Aves, Passeriformes, Muscicapidae. The coding region runs from base 103 to 1209 and encodes 368 amino acids.